CAUUGUACGCACGCCCUUUGCCAACAAUCGCCUUUCUACCGAUGUCGGAACCAGACUCUCCUUCUCAAGUGUUCUCCAGAACUGGGCAUGCCUGGCCAUGCUUGCAGCAGCUUCUAGACAAGGGUUGAAUCUCACGAGUCAAAUUCGCAGAUCAGCUCGGUCAGCCUACGGACUGCAGCCGCUAUCUGGAAUUCUCAAAUUUUCAUCGACCAGAGCCAAAGCCAAAGCCAUCAGCCACUCCGGUUGCAAUAUGGCUUCCUCACAUAUCGUCGAGGACAAACCAGAUACUUUCGCCGACGUCAAGCAGAACUCGGCCAUAGCAGCUGCGAACAGCAAUGCAGCCUCACACAAGAGGGUCAAUGCCUGGCAACAACCCGGUCCCGCUGCCUUCGAUUUCCGCAGCGACGUAAUGACCACGCCCACAGCAUCUAUGCUCGAUGCCAUCACAAACACGACGCUGCUUGACGACGUGUUCCUCGAGGACCCAACAACCAAUGAACUAGAGUCCUAUGUCGCUUCGUUGGCAGGCCAUGAAGCGGGACUGCUUGUGAUGUCCGGAACAAUGGGCAACCAAGUAGCUCUCCGCAGCCAUUUGGUCCAACCACCUCACUCCGUGCUGUGCGACAUCAGAGGACACAUCCAUAACUACGAAGCCGGCGGAGUCAGCUGCCUCUCAAGCGCCAUGCUCAUUUCCGUCACACCCAGCAAUGGCCACCACCUAACUCUCGAAGACGUACAAAAACACUGCAUCAUCUCAGACGACGUCCACGCCUGUCCGACCCGAGUCAUCAGCUUGGAGAACACCCUCGACGGGAUGGUCAUGCCCCUCUCUGAAAUCCGCCGAAUCUCCCAAUUUGCCCGCUCGCACGGUAUCAGGCUUCACUUGGACGGCGCGCGCAUCUGGGAAGCUGUGGCCGCCGACGCCGGCAGUCUGCCCGACUUCACACGCGAGUUCGAUAGUGUGAGCAUGUGUUUCUCCAAGGGACUCGGCGCCCCCAUCGGCUCCAUCAUCGUCGGCAGCAAGCCCUUCAUCGCGCAUGCACGGAGAAUCCGCAAAAUGCUCGGGGGCGGCACGCGGCAAGCGGGCGUGAUUUCCGCCGCAGCCCGCGUCGCCGUCGACGAAAACUUCGGCCACGGCCCCAACGGCGAAGGGGGCAAGCUGCGCGCCAGCCACGCCCGGGCCAGGAAUGUCGCGGCGCUGUGGACUGCCAAGGGCGGAAAAUUGGCCAACCCGACGGAAACGAACAUGGUCUGGCUUGAUCUUGCCAAUGAAGGCUGUUCAGCGGACGAAUUCGCCGAACUGGCGAGCACAGAGGGAUUAAAGGCCCGAGGUGGACGGUUGGUCGUGCAUUAUCAGAUUACCGAGGAGGCAGUGGAGAGGUUGGGCAGGGUUAUGGAUGCUGUCCUACAACGGAAGACGAGACAUGGACAGAACGGGGCGUAGCAAUGUCAAUGGGCACUGAGCAUUUUCGAUAGACAGUAGACUACAGCUCACCACCUGCAUGGGAGAAUGACUAACACUGUGAUCCAUCC
This is a messenger RNA of Cladophialophora immunda, 1533 nucleotides long. RefSeq lists its product as uncharacterized. NCBI's taxonomy places the organism in Eukaryota, Fungi, Ascomycota, Eurotiomycetes, Chaetothyriales, Herpotrichiellaceae. Gene Ontology annotation, biological process: glycine biosynthetic process; L-threonine catabolic process. Gene Ontology annotation, cellular component: cytosol. Gene Ontology annotation, molecular function: L-allo-threonine aldolase activity. The coding region runs from base 98 to 1444 and encodes 448 amino acids. The transcript has a single exon. The record is from RefSeq and is a predicted model, not a curated record.